Molecule: messenger RNA, 2563 nt
Organism: Ectocarpus sp. CCAP 1310/34
Lineage: Eukaryota; Phaeophyceae; Ectocarpales; Ectocarpaceae
Source: the annotation of a GenBank genome assembly
GAAAACGAAAAGUACGACGCAGGCACGAUGAACGAGGAAGAUGACUCGAAGCAGGGCAUCAGCCGGGAGGGACCGUUGCGGAGCAUUGCCAGUCCUCCUUUCGCAGGGCCUGUUGCGCAUGUCAACUCUGGGCCACUAGCGCACAACCAUGCCGACAACAGCGCCGCUCUGUCCUCGCAUCCUGGAGCCCCACCGCCCGCCGCCACAGCAGCAUCGGCAGCAUCGCACCCCCUGGACUACGACUCGCAAGUGCACCUGCCGCAGCAACAACAGCAGCGGUUGCCACUGCAAUCGCCACCGCGCGGCCCGUUGUCUGGCGGAAUUCCCCUGCCCGUCGCGCCGACUGCGGCACCGAUUUCUUCGAGCAGUACAAGCAGCAAUAACCCCCUGUCUCACUUGCUCCUUCGUCCAAACGGCAUGAGGAUGGAGAGGGACGCGCCCCCCGCCUCCUCCGUCCUUCCUCCUCCUCCUCCUGCUACAGAACCCGCGACAGCAAAGUUCGAUUUCAGCGGGAACCCGCCGCCGGCUGGCGCUCAGACGAUGCCACCGCCUGCAACCGCCGGGCCGGAGGUGUCGGAUUCUCCGAAAGCUCCGCCGAUGCCAGCACUGCCACCGCCUCCGCCAACGACCCAAGACGGUCCGAAGUACUACCAACCGCCGCCACCACCUCCCGAGCAGCAGCGAUCUCAACCGGCUCCAUCGCCAGCGACGUUGAGCGGUGUGGCUCUCCCGUGCAUUCCGCCCCCACAGCUGCCGCAGCAACACCAUCACCACAAGCAGCAGCAGCAGGAGCAGCAGCAGCGGGCAGCGUCGCCCAUACCAGUGGCGGCGGCGUACCCGCCCCGACAACCCCCUCAGGAGAAGACCCUCGACGCCCUCGUCUUGGAGUUCCUGUCGACGGAGGCGCCGCCCCCCCCGGAACCCGUCAACGAGACCUUGGCCCUCGGCGACCCUGACGGGUGGGUGGCGGCACUUGGGCAGCUCGCCUGGCGGAGAGCAUGGCGGAAGCUGGUCGAGAUCGCGGGGACCAUGCUCGUGGCGCACAGGGGGGGGGGGGCGCCGGGCCUGACCGCGGACCAGGCGAUGGAUUUGCGGCUCCGACGCGCCAUGGGGAUGUUGAAGCUCGGGAGGGCGGCGGAGGCGGCGGAGGCGGCCGUGGAAGCAGGCCAGGAGGCUGGUCAGCCGCCGCUGGCCGCCGUGACCGUCGCCGCCCGUGUCGCCGCCGCGGGAGCAAAGUCUGUCUGCGAGGGGGAGGCGGAGGAGGAGGCGCUGGACGAGCUGACCGUGCUCAAGUUUGAGCUAGAAGGUGUCAUCGCCGCUGGUGAUGGUCCGAGUGCUUUAGCCCCAUCGCCUUCUGAAGACGGGAUGGAAGCAACAACAGCAGCAGCAGCAGCAGCAGCAGCAGCAGCAGCAGCAACAACAACAACGGUAACGGUGGCGGAGGCGACCACGUGGCGGCGACGCGUGAUGCUCAACCUCGUCAACAUGUUCGUGGCGCGCGGAAACUGGCGAAUGGCUCUGGGGCUCCUGGAAGACCUGGGGGAAGACCAGUGCGGCGAACGCAGCACCCCCGCCUGCUCUUCUUCCUCGCACGAAGACGUAACAGGAGCAGCAAGAGAGGAGGGCGCAAGGGCGCCGGUUGACGAUCUUAGGGUGGAGCUUCUCUCUCGCAUCGGCAGGGUGUUCUUACAGUUUGGCUCGCUGGAGGACGCGGAGGUUUAUUUCCGUCGCGCGGAGGCCGCGGCAGCGGCGGUGGGGAGCAAUCCCAGAAUACUUGUGAAUCGCGGCUUGCUGAACUUCUCGAGGAACGAGUUCGUGGCGGCGCAAGAAAAUUUCCGAAACGCGGCCACAGAAGCUGCGAUGUUAGCGGCCAAGGAGGAGCCGCCAGACGACAGUGACGAUAACUGGCUCUGGGCGACCCUAGAUCAGGGCGCGGGGCUCCUCGACACUGCCCUUAACAACCUCAGCCUGGCGAUGGUGUACUCGUGCGACGUCCUGCGCGGGGUGAGGACCCUAGAGGGGCUGAUAAGGAAGGACCCCCGGUUGUACAUGCUGGACGUGGUGAUCUUCAACCUCUGCACGCUGUACGACCUGUCCUUCGACGCCGUUGCCAGCGCCAAGAAGAAGCGGACGCUGCAGGCGGUCGCCCAGCGGUUUCGGCUCGAAGACAUCGACCCCUCCUCCUUCCGCAUGAGCUGAAACGGAGAACCGGUCUCUCUUUUUGUGUGUGUGUGUUUUUUUUUUGCGCUCUCUGCGCGCUAGGAUAUCACAUGUAUGAAGCUGAAAAAUAUGACGUAAUUUCGUUGGGGUCCGUGAUCGUGUUGUACCAUGCGCGAAGUCUGUCGCCUGUUGCUCGCGUUUUGUCGCUAUGGCCAUUGAAAAAACUGCACCUUUCUUGACUUCGAUGCUUUGCCAAGCAAGCAAUCACGCGGGUACGGUAGGUAGGUGCGGCCAAAGCAUCCCUUCGGAUACUUGACAACGAGUUGCGCAGAACUCAUUCUGGUAUGCUGCAGGUAUUUGGUCGUGAGUGCUCCCUCACCAGGUCAGGGAACAGUGCCCGCCG